Molecule: messenger RNA, 595 nt
Organism: Sphaeramia orbicularis (orbiculate cardinalfish)
Lineage: Eukaryota; Metazoa; Chordata; Actinopteri; Kurtiformes; Apogonidae
Product: vicilin-like seed storage protein At2g18540
Exons: 4
Coding region: 122-595 (157 amino acids)
Source: RefSeq, a predicted model, not a curated record
UGUCACUGAAGCAUCCAUCUGACAGCUGCACCUUUUUCAGUUGCGUUUCUAUUUUCCGAGGAGUCCCUGAAGAUCGCAGCUCAGAUUCAAAGAACUGUCGAAACAGAACGAAUACCUCACAAUGAAGAGCAGAACCAUGGAAAAGGACACAAAUGACAUGGUAGAGUACCUGCAGCAUGAAGUGGCUGCAGAAGAAGGGAAGGUCCAGGAGUUUCAGGAGAUGCUGGAGCGUCAGAAGGAGGCCUCCGACUGGGUCAUAGAAGCCCUGAAGGAGGAGCACAGAGGAGAGGUAGAGGAGGUCCAGAAGGAGAUCCAUGAGUGGACUUUGGACAAUGAAACGCUGGCGUCAGCGUACGACCAGCGGAUGGAGGAGCUUCAGGCUAAACUGAGGUCUUUGGAAAAGCGACGACUCAUUCACGAGGAGGAACGCAAAAGAGAAGCUGCUCUCCUGAGGUUCAAACAAAACUGGGAGAAGAAAGAGUUCCUGGAGAAGCUGGAGAAGAAACUAGAGGACGAGCUAACAGUGGAGCUGUCGCGGGGAUUGGUAAAGAAGAGGAAUGACCAUGAGAAGCGUUUGAAGGUCCAGAACCUCUGA